AUGGUUGCUCGUUUGGCAACCAAGGGCGUUAGUGGUGAGGGUGGUGUGCUCAGGGAUUCAUCCGGUGUAGUGUUGUUUGGGUUUUCGACUCCGCUUGGGGAGUUGACAUGUAUACAAGCGGAAAUUAAGUCCUUGUUGUUUGGAGUGCAGCAAUGUCUCCUUAGGGGAUUCUUACGGAUUCAGGUGAAGGUGGACUCUCUUGUGUUAGUCAACAUACUGCUCAGGAAAUCGCGGUGUCCGUGGUUAAUUCGGUUGGAGUUAGAUGCAUUAGUGGCGCUUCAGGGUUUGGAAUGGACUGUGGGGCAUUGUUAUCGUGAGGCAAAUCAGGUGACGGAUGCGUUGGCCAAGGAGGGGGCACGGUCAGAGGAUACUGUCUUGUAUUCAUCACCGGCAGAUUUACCCAGAUUGGCAAGGGGGGCCUUGGGCUUAGAUAGGUCACAGACACCCAGUAUUCGUAUUGCCAGUCAUCCGAAUAUCUACGUCUUGGACACUCCUGGUAUCUUGCCUCCAGAGAUUUUUGGUGACGAACUGUGCUCUAAACUAGCUUUAAUAGGAGCUAUCAGGGACUGCAUUGUUGGGAAAAAUGAUUUAGCUCAUUACUUUCUUGCUGUUCUUAAUUUGAGCCAAGAAUACAAGAAAUGGUCAAGGUUUUCUGCCAUGGAGAAUGUUAGAUCAUCAAUUUAUCAGGAAGGGGAGCUUUCUGAGAGCUCUCACGUGGACAAGAGGCAAUAUGCAACUGAUCACACACAGGAUUUCAUCGUAAAUGAUGUUCGGCGAACUCUUUUUGAAGCUGUUUCAACUUUCAGCGGAGAUCUGGAAAAUGAUAAGUAUUUGGAACAGCUCAUUGAAGUAGAGUCCAGAAUGUUACGAAAUGCCUUUCGUAUUACUCAAUCAGAAGUGGAUGGUCAUACUAAAGUUGCUAUUAAAUUAUUGGAUCUGUAUCGCACAGGAAGGCUUGGUCAUUAUGUUUUAGAUGAUAUUCCAAGGAUUUCCUGAGAAUAUAAACCUGGCCAUCUUUUUCUUGCACUUUUUAUGUUUCACUUUUCUUGAAAGCCAAGAUGUAUAGUGUUUCCGUGGUGCUCAA
Molecule: messenger RNA, 1084 nt
Organism: Coffea eugenioides
Lineage: Eukaryota; Viridiplantae; Streptophyta; Magnoliopsida; Gentianales; Rubiaceae
Product: DAR GTPase 2, mitochondrial-like
Exons: 4
Coding region: 1-996 (331 amino acids)
Cellular component (GO): mitochondrion
Molecular function (GO): GTPase activity; nucleic acid binding; RNA-DNA hybrid ribonuclease activity
Source: RefSeq, a predicted model, not a curated record